AGAAGGAGGAGAGGAGGAAUGAGGGAAGGUAAUGAUGAUGAGAAGGACGUGGGUACGAGUUCAAGGUUGUAUAGAUGGUUGGCAAACUUUCAUAGGGAUAUGUUGGCUGCAGCAGUAAUGGGGGGAGUGGUUCACACUAUUGUGGCUCCGAUUGAGAGAGCCAAAUUACUUUUGCAGACGCAGGAAAGCAAUCUCGCGAUUGUUGGUGGUGGUGGCCAGCGCAGGUUUAGAGGCAUGUUGGAUUGUAUUGUCCGGACCGUUAGGGAGGAGGGUAUCCUAUCUCUAUGGAGGGGUAAUGGAAGCAGUGUUCUCCGCUACUAUCCCUCUGUUGCCCUUAAUUUUUCCCUCAAGGACCUCUACAGAACCAUAUUAAGAAGUGGUAAUCCUCAAGAUCAUCCUCUCAUGUCUGGUGCUCUUGCUAACUUCAUGGCUGGGGCUGCAGCUGGCUGUACAACACUGAUUAUCAUCUACCCACUUGAUAUUGCUCAUACACGCUUAGCAGCAGAUGUAGGAAAGACUGAAGCUCGUCAAUUCAGGGGCAUUUGGCACUUCCUCAGUACCAUUCGCAGGAAAGAUGGGAUCAAGGGCAUCUACAGCGGCCUUCCUGCCUCUCUACAUGGGAUGAUCAUCCACCGUGGCAUUUACUUUGGGGGCUUUGACACUCUAAAAGAGAUGAUGUCUGAAGAGUCUAAACCUGAAUUGGAAUUGUGGAAGCGUUGGGUGGUUGCCCAAGCUGUCACAACGUCGGCAGGCUUGUUAUCUUAUCCAUUAGAUACUGUAAGGAGGCGAAUAAUGAUGCAAUCUGGUUUGGAGAAGCCCAUGUAUAAGAGCACCCUGGACUGUUGGAGGAAGAUUUAUAGGACGGAAGGUGUUGCUUCCUUCUACCGUGGUGCGCUUUCAAACAUGUUUAGGGGAAUUGGGGCUGCUGCGAUCCUGGUUUUGUAUGACGAGAUCAAAAAAUUUAUUAAUUGGGGUGGGUUGUAGCUAAAAAGUGAGAUUCUAUCAAUUGGAUCAUGCUGGCAGCAGCAUUAACCAAAUGAAAUUGAGAAUAUUUGUGGCUUGGAAGGCUUUCAGGAUAUGCUUAUGGGGCUAAUUGCCAGCUUAUGCGGAAUGCAUACGAUAUGAAAUGUAAUUGUCAGUUUUCCAGUUUGAGGUUCCAUGGCAAUUAAAAUUUCCUAUUGAGCUCCCAUGGCAAUUUUCAUGUCCUUCCUCUUAUUGACAAAUAAA
This is a messenger RNA of Telopea speciosissima, 1227 nucleotides long. RefSeq names its product probable ADP,ATP carrier protein At5g56450. Gene Ontology annotation, cellular component: mitochondrial inner membrane. The transcript has 4 exons. NCBI's taxonomy places the organism in Eukaryota, Viridiplantae, Streptophyta, Magnoliopsida, Proteales, Proteaceae. Gene Ontology annotation, molecular function: ATP:ADP antiporter activity. The record is from RefSeq and is a predicted model, not a curated record. The coding region runs from base 19 to 984 and encodes 321 amino acids. Gene Ontology annotation, biological process: mitochondrial ADP transmembrane transport; mitochondrial ATP transmembrane transport.